Molecule: messenger RNA, 2766 nt
Organism: Branchiostoma belcheri (Belcher's lancelet)
Lineage: Eukaryota; Metazoa; Chordata; Leptocardii; Amphioxiformes; Branchiostomatidae
Product: chondroitin sulfate synthase 1-like
Exons: 8
Coding region: 39-2195 (718 amino acids)
Cellular component (GO): Golgi cisterna membrane
Molecular function (GO): glucuronosyl-N-acetylgalactosaminyl-proteoglycan 4-beta-N-acetylgalactosaminyltransferase activity
Source: RefSeq, a predicted model, not a curated record
UUGUCUGCAGUGAGGGUGCAGGACUGAUGCCAUGAGCGAUGAAGGCAUCCACGUGGGUACGAGGCCCCAGACGACGCCCCAGGCUGUCCAGCGUGCUCCGUCACAAGUGCCUGCUGCCCUUCCUGUCAGGCACCAUUGUCGGCAUCGCGCUGUCCACCAUCUUCAUCCUCCUCCCCUUCCCAACUUACCUCGUCUCCCUCCUGGCUGGGAUUGAUGGGCAGAAUGCAGAUGUCACCGACUCAGGGAUCUCAGGUGAGCUGACAGUACGACAGCCCCUGUAUGUUGGGGUGAUGACUGCUGGGAAAUUUCUCCACACCCGGGCAACGGCAUGCAAUAACACAUGGGGCAGGCAAGUCUCAAAGGUGGAGUUUUUCUCCCAGCGUGGCAGCUGGGAAGAUGACCGCCUGCCCGUGGUGUCGCUGCCGGGCGUGUCUGACGACGUGUACCCGCCGCAGACGAAGGCCUUCCGCAUGCUGCAGCAUGUGUGUCGGACCCACGGGCAGCGCUACGACUGGUUCAUGCGCGCAGACGACGACUCUUACAUACACGUGGACAGGCUGAUGAGAUUCCUGGCAAAAAUAGACAGCAGCAAAAAGGUGUACAUGGGACAGCCAGGCUAUGGUUUCCCUGCAGUCCGACAUAAGCUGGGGCUGAACGGGAGAAACUUCUGCAUGGGAGGACCAGGUGUCAUGUUCAGCAGAGCUGCUAUACAGGCUCUGUGUCCCCACCUGGAGACCUGUAUGGAGGAGGUGAUGUCUGCUGAAGAGGAUGUGGAGAUUGGGCGCUGUGUCACCAACCAUCUACACAUACAGUGUACAAGGGCUUGGGAGCUGUCUGAGCUGUUCUACCACGCCUAUGAGGAAGAGUUCAGUGAGGACAGGCCAUUCACAGGAAACCUGCAGAAAAACAGGCACCUGGUGAAAUCCCUGACCUUGCACCACAUGAAGGACCCCCACGUCAUGUACCAAGUACACAGGCACUUCACCACUGCUGCCAUGAACACCACUGAACAGGAAAUUGUGGACCUCCAGGAAGCCCUUCACUCCAUCAACAACAUCCUGCCCCCCUCCCUCCACAAGCCUGUACCUUCCUCAGACCAGAACAGUCCCCCGGAAGAGCAGCCCCUCCCCACAAAGGGGGAGGACAGCCUCCCCUGGGUGUCGUUUGAUGCGACCCAUGUGUUCUCACCUGAGGGCGUGGCCCAGGAGAUGGGGUUGCCAUGGCAACAGGACCUCAGGGAGGUUCUGGAGUCAGCCAUUGCCACUGCCACAGACCAGCUGCCUGAAGGGUCAAAGGUCAGCCACCUUAUCGGUGGGUAUCGCCGACUUCAUCUCAACUUCGGAACCGAAUACGUCAUUGACCUUGCCUUCCGCGAUCCCCACGGAGACCAGGUCACCGUACGCAACAGGGUAACGCGUCCGCUGCUUCCCGCAAAGGUCACAGGUCAUGCCGAGCACUUGCCACCUAAUAAGUCGUCGCCGCAUGUGUAUAUCGUCGUGCCGGUGCGACAGAGAGAUCCCGGUUUGCAACAAUUUUUGCGGCGGUACGAGGAGGUUGUGCUCAGCUCGCGUCCGCCGCACAGGGAGAGCCUCAUCCUCGUCAUCUGUACGGGAGGUGCAGGGGAGGAUGCUGGGAAGGGUGAAGAAGAGCAUGAUGGGAACGUGCUUGACGCCAAAGCUGUGGUAGACUUCUACCAAAGACAUUUUCCCCGGGGUCAGAUCAGGUCUGCAAUUCUAGAUGAAGCGUUCUCAAUCCGAAGGGGACACCGAAAGGGGCUGGAACUUUUGAGGGAGAAGAGUGACUCAAUAGUUUUUCUCGCCAACACAGAUGUGCAGUUUUCACGAGACUUCUUGACAUCUUGCCGGAAGUAUGCAGUAAAGGGACACCAGGUUUAUCUCCCCAUGCCUGGGAGAUCGGGGUGGGACGUCGGUAACCAUGGUACAGCUGCUAGUAACCAUGGAAACAGUAACCAUGGAAAAAGUAACCAUGGAAACAGUAACCAUGGAAACCAUGACAAAGGAAGGGGGAGAAAUACAGGGAAGGAGUUAUUGUACUUGCCGCCAAAUGUACAGACUGGGCCAAAUGUGUGCAUAUACAUAGAUGAUGUUGAUAAAGUUGAUUUAUAUAACUUCAAGUCUAACAGUGCCAAACUGCAGCUGUUUGCUGCAGAGAACUUGGACUCCAAAAGGUUAUAAGCUAAGAUUAGCACUUUAUAUAAUCAUUGUUUUAUAUAAUCAGGAACAAUCUUGUACAUUGUACAUGUUGGUGAAGAAAGAGUUAUUUUCAUAAAAGUUAACUAUCUGCAGUACUUUUGACACCUGAAUGAUGCCAAAAUUUUGUGUGGGCAAUGUUUGUACAUACAACAAAUGAAAGAAUAUUUAUUUACUGCUGUAUAAGAUCAGUAUGUAACGUAGGACAUUAUUAUAGAUAGUUUGCCAAUGACUUCAAGGUUGUGACCUUUAUGCCAUAACUUAUACUUUGUAACUUAAGUUUUCUGAUGCUUUUAAUAUAGCAAGGAGGCAUUUAACCUUCUUGCUUAUAGUUAUACUAAGAGUAAGACUAUCAAAUAAUUAUGAAACUCAGGUAUUAUGAAAAGAUCAAUAUAAUUAAUGAACAUCAAACUUACCUUUAUAACUUUAAGCUUGCUUCCAUGUGAUAGAAAACUUUCAUGUAUACUUAUUACAUGUAUUAUAAAUUCAUAAUGGCAAUAAUAGGCAUCAACCCCAUAUUCUGAGAUGCAAUUGUUAGUGAUUUAAUAAUCCUAGC